AUGGGCCUUGAAUUCAUCUGGAUCGAUGCUUUAUGCAUUUUGCAAGACAGUGAUAAGGACAAAGGAAACGAGAUUGCCAGAAUGAGGGACUAUUAUCAGAAGAGCGUACUCACAAUAUGCGCCGCUUCCGCUUCGCAUUGCGCGCAAGGACUAUUUGACAUCAAACGACCAUCAUACGGAAUGGGUCCAAUCAAGUUGGCAUUCCAGCCAGCUGAUGGGAAGCCUGGUCACAUCUUCUUAUCCACCACGCCUGGUCCGCAACCUGAGGUCCUGACGACUCGAGGAUGGACUUUACAGGAGUCUAUGCUAUCACGAAGAAUGAUCAUAUUUGCCCAAGACCAACUCUACUGGUCAUGCCAAACGAGCUACUCGGCCUGCUCGGGCGUCAUGAUCAACCGGUCUUUCGGGGGACCCGAGAGCCUUGUGGACAACAUCUACCCGAUCACGACUCUAUAUGAGCGACCUCUGCAGAGCCAGUGGGAGGCGAUCGUCAGGAAUUACUCAAGACGCCAUUUUGGAUUCGCCGCAGACAAGCUCCCGGCAGCUUCUGGUUUGGCAAGCGUCGUUCACGACAUUGCCCGAAGCCGAGGUUUCGACAAGUACGUUUUCGUCGCAGGCUUGUUCAUCGACAUGAACCAACCUCAUUCCUGGGCGGACGAGUUACAGUGGUGCACCCGUUCUAUAGACGCCAGCCGUUACGACGACUACGUCGCUCCGUCAUGGUCAUGGGCGAGUGUUAAUGGUGCCGUUCACGUGUAUCCUCGAGGUGUCCACAAAGCUCCAAGAGAGUCAAGUCCCCCAUUCUUCACCGUCGAGGACUACGGCGUCACUCUUGUUGAUCGACGGAUACCCUACGGCGCUGUAACGAAUGGCUUUCUCGCACUCAAGGCAAGACUGCGCAGCUUUCCUGGAAUGGUAUCACUGGAUGGCAUUGACAUCAUCUCCGCGUUGGAAGAUGCCACACGGGAUGAUCGUCCCAGGGAAAGCCAGCUGCAAGCAGUUACCAACCCGUACUUGGAGAUUAUCGCAGAUACUAGAGAGUCCCAGUCGCUGAUAGAGGUGAGUUCUGCAGAUACAGGGGUAUUUCUCCUGCGAAUGGGCCCUGCGAGUGGUCUGUUAGUCACAGGCCCGGGUUUGGCGGAAGGGUACCGACGACUCGGGUAUUUCGAAGUGCAAGACAACGAAAAGGGUGGCAAGUCACUAAGCAAGUCUACAGAGGCCAUCACGGACCUGGUUUUUGAGCAGGAGCAAUUUCAGAGCAUCUUGUUGGUGUAG
Messenger RNA from Colletotrichum gloeosporioides, 1275 nucleotides. RefSeq lists its product as uncharacterized. The transcript has a single exon. The record is from RefSeq and is a predicted model, not a curated record. Lineage: Eukaryota; Fungi; Ascomycota; Sordariomycetes; Glomerellales; Glomerellaceae. Bases 1 to 1275 code for a protein of 424 amino acids.